Callorhinus ursinus (northern fur seal) is the source of this 2796-nucleotide messenger RNA. NCBI's taxonomy places the organism in Eukaryota, Metazoa, Chordata, Mammalia, Carnivora, Otariidae. The record is from RefSeq and is a predicted model, not a curated record.
GGCGCACGGCUCAUCUUCGACCGCGACUCGGUGCCGCCUGGCGACAGAGCCAAGCUGCGCAUCCCGCCCACCACCUACCAGGCGUUUUACCGCCCCCACGACCCGUGCCCGCGGUCCCGCGCGCCCUGCUGCCACCUCGGGGGUCUCAGCCCCCUCAGGUGGGACCACAGGAGACAGGAUAAUGGGACCUCCUACCAGAGACACUUCCAGGCCCUGCCGAGCCCACCGGCCUUGAUGUGUAAGAGGGCCUUCUCCAGCGUGGAACUGGGAGACUUCAAGAUUGGCUAUGGGCCCAUGUGUUCGGAGCAGAAGCAAGCCUUCAGGCCCCAGGGUCUGCCCCCAGACAGGUAUGACAAGGCCCAGGCCGCAGCCCACAUCCACUAUGUGAAUAUUCGUCCUGGAGAUGGCCUGUUCCAUGAUAGGACCACCAAAGCUGAUCAUUUCUAUGCCCGAGAGCCCGAGCCUUUUGUCCUUCACCAUGACCAGACUCCAGCAUCGCACAUCCUGGAAGGAAAUUGGUGCCCUGGUCCAGGCAGCCUCACCACCUCCAUGCAUUUCUUCCAUGGUCAGCCGCCGCCCGUGACCGAACCACCCAGCCGCCACGUGCCUUACGAGAAAUUGAAGAGUCACGUGCGCCUAGGGGACUCCUCGCUGCUCGAACCGUUCCUCCAGACCCCCACGGGCACGGACUAUUGCCCCCGUGGGACGCCAGAGAAGCCGCAGAAAGCGCCCAGUCUCCACUUGCUGCGUAGCAACCUGCCACGAGGCACCGACGAAACAGAUUUUUUAACCAUGAACCAGAAGAUGCUGAAGCCUCAUAGAACAGCUCCGGCCUCCGUGACUGAGGACAUGCUACAGCGGGACCCAAGCUUCCCACGGGAGGAGGAGCCCAAGAUGGAGAGAGGGGCAGAGCCCUGGAGCUGGGUACUGGAGACCUCUAGUGCCGGGUCCCAUGACUUCCAUCCAGAUCCUGCCCCAGAAGCAGCCAGCACUUCCACACCAGGGAUGCGGCGCUCGGUCCUGGUCAGGAACCCAGGCCACAAAGGCCCGAGGCCCACUUAUGAAGAGCUUGACUCCGACUCAGAGGACCUGGACCCCAACCCUGAAGAGCUGGACCCAGUUUGUGAAGACCCAGAGCCUGACCCAGAAGACCUCAACACUGUCUCUGAGGAUGUGGACCCCAGCUAUGAAGAUCUGGAGCCCGUCUCUGAGGAUCUGGGCCCCGACGCCGAAGCUCCGAGCUCCAUCUCAGCCACCCGAGACUCGGAUCCCCAAGAUCUCGACCCCAUGUCCUCAAGUUUCGACCUCGAUCCAGACGUCAUUGGCCCUGUCCCCCUGGUUCUUGACCCUAACAACGACACCCUCAGCCCCACCGAGUCCCCAGACCUGGACCCCCUCUCAUCCAGCCUCACUGCCACUCCCGAGGUCCUGGCCCCCAGUCCCGCGGUGCUCCCUGCACCUGCCAGCCCUCCCCGGCCCUUCUCCUGCCCCGACUGCGGGCGAGCCUUCCGCCGCAGCUCGGGGCUGAGCCAGCACCGCCGCACCCACAGCGGCGAGAAGCCGUACCGCUGCCCCGACUGCGGCAAGUCGUUCAGCCACGGCGCCACGCUGGCCCAGCACCGCGGCAUCCACACGGGCGCGCGGCCCUACCAGUGUGCCGCCUGCGGCAAAGCCUUCGGCUGGCGCUCCACGCUGCUGAAGCACCGCAGCAGCCACAGCGGCGAGAAGCCGCACCACUGCCCGGUGUGCGGCAAGGCCUUCGGGCACGGCUCGCUGCUGGCGCAGCACCUGCGCACGCACGGCGGCCCGCGGCCGCACAAGUGCCCCGUGUGCGCCAAGGGCUUCGGGCAGGGCUCGGCGCUGCUGAAGCACCUGCGCACGCACACCGGCGAGCGGCCGUACCCGUGCCCGCAGUGUGGCAAGGCCUUCGGCCAGAGCUCGGCGCUGCUGCAGCACCAGCGCACGCACACGGCCGAGCGCCCGUACCGCUGUCCGCACUGCGGGAAGGCCUUCGGCCAGAGCUCCAACUUGCAGCACCACCUGCGCAUCCACACGGGCGAGCGGCCCUACGCCUGUCCCCACUGCUCCAAGGCCUUCGGCCAGAGCUCCGCGCUGCUGCAGCACCUGCACGUGCAUUCCGGAGAGCGCCCCUACCGCUGCCAGCUCUGCGGCAAGGCCUUUGGCCAAGCCUCCAGCCUCACCAAGCACAAGCGGGUGCAUGAGGGCGCGGCUGCGGCCGCCGCCGCCGCGGCCGCUGCCGCCGCCGCCGCCGCGGGCCUCGGCCUCAGUCCUGCCUCCAUGUUGAGGCCAGGGCAGGUCUCCCUCCUGGGUCCUGAUGCUGUCUCUGUUCUCGGCUCUGGCCUGGGCCUCAGCCCUGGCCCCAGCUCUGGCCUGGGCUCUGACCCUGGCUCCGUGGUGGGCUCCUUCCCUAAUCCCAGCCCCAAAGCUGUCUCUGGCUCUGAAUCUACCCCCACCCCUGAUUCUGUCAAAUCUGACCCUAAGCCUGGUCCCGACGCCAAUCCUGACGUCGUGGCCAGCCCUGAGCAAGGAUCCGGUCCCAGCCCUGACCAGGAUCCCGUGCCCAGCCCCGACCCCAACCCUGAGUCUCACCCUGACCCCUGCUCUCCCACCCAUGAUACUGUCAGUCCGGCCAUCCCUACUGGCGAGAGUCCUGAGUGGGUGCAGGAGCAAGGGGCACUGCUGGGGCCCGAUGGCUGAAGUGGACGCCAACACUCAUGGGGGGCCUGGGGAAGUUGUGUGUCAUGCAGUUUAGUAAAAUCCUCCCACUGCCUCCUG